This is a messenger RNA of Nezara viridula (southern green stink bug), 468 nucleotides long. The record is from the annotation of a GenBank genome assembly. Lineage: Eukaryota; Metazoa; Arthropoda; Insecta; Hemiptera; Pentatomidae.
AUGCAAUAUAUUCAAAACGGUGUUUCUAAAAUAUGGGACCUUGUCAGGAGCCAUGGUAGUGUAGCAGUAAUUAUCUUCAACAUAUCUCGGAAUGUUUUAGUCUGUGUUAAACAAUUUAGGCCUGGUGUUUAUUUGAGUAGUAUACCUGAUAGUGAUAAAACAGAAACUAUCGAUACCAAGAAAUAUCCCCCAGAGCUGGGCGUAACUCUAGAGUUUUGUUCCGGAAUUAACGAUAAAAAAAAACCUCUGGAACAAAUUGCAACAGAAGAAGUUUUAGAAGAAUGUGGUUACGAUGUUAGUCCCAAUAACCUGAUAAAAAUACAAAGGUUAAGAUGUGCAGUAGGCAUAUCCGGAGCCUCAUCUAAACUUCAAGGGCAGUCCAGCUCUCUGCUGCACAUAGUAGCACUGGAAGAAAAGCGAAUUGGACUAAUUGAUCUAAUGGAAGAAAUUGAUCUUUCUUGCCAGUGA